Messenger RNA from Malania oleifera, 2338 nucleotides. Its product is annotated as BTB/POZ domain-containing protein At2g04740. Bases 284 to 2038 code for a protein of 584 amino acids. Lineage: Eukaryota; Viridiplantae; Streptophyta; Magnoliopsida; Santalales; Ximeniaceae. Gene Ontology annotation, cellular component: ubiquitin ligase complex; cytoplasm. The record is from RefSeq and is a predicted model, not a curated record. The transcript has 5 exons. Gene Ontology annotation, molecular function: protein binding.
AUUGCUACAACCUCCAAAUGCCUCCUCAGUCCUCCCCCUCUCUCCCGUAUAAAAUCCACGAAAACGUCUCUCCCCGGCGACCUCGCGCUCUCCGGGUUCAAUAAACUGUCGCAAGGCUCUUGUCGAAAUGCUCACGGACUACAGCUUCAAGACGCACUCCGCAAACUCUCUACGCAUAUUCAAAAUCGGCACCCUGGAACUGGUACACCAUGUCCAUCGAAUUCAUUUCUCAGAGCAAGGAAUCAACUGAAACCCUAGAAGCCAACCUCAGAAUCAUCCAACCAUGGCGAAGAGACAGUCCUGGACAAUCGACCCCGACCUCGACGGCAUUGACCUCGAACCCGAAGAUUUUAGGGCCUCAAUUCCCCUUAAGAAGGUUCCCGCAGGGGACGUCUUCGAGGCGUCUCGAGCUGGUGACGUCGAGAGGCUCCGGUACCUGCUCGAGUCUGGUGUGAAUGUGAAUGCUCGCGAUCAAUGGGACUCUGUGGCGCUGUACUACGCGUGCUUGGCGGGCCAUCUCGAUGCGGCACGGAUGCUUUUGGAGAGCGGUGCAAUAUGCUCGGAGCAUACGUUUGAUGGGGAUCGAUGCCAUUACGCGGCGCUCAAUCUGAAGGUGAGAAAAUUGUUGAAGGCGUUCGAGGCUCGCCCGCCCCCUCUGGGGCCGUUGCAGGCUGCAUUGAGGGAUACGUUCAUAGCAUGUCGUGCGAAUCGGGCUUAUCUUGAGCAGUCGGAUAGUAAUUUUCACCUUCCAGGUCUUACAUCCAAUGGGGGACUCAGUUCCGACCAUUUCCCUCCAGAUGUUGUAUUUUAUGUGCAAGGUAGGCCUAUUGAGGCUCACAGAAUCAUAUUAAGUGCUCGAUCACCAUUCUUUAAGAAGAAAUUUGAGACUGAUUGGAAAGAUCGCGUAGAAGUUAGGUUCUCAAGGGAAAAGUUGUCUUAUCCUGCUCUUUACAGUUUAAUCCACUUCUUCUAUUCUGAUAGAUUGGAGAUUGCAGUAGAUGACAUGGAGGAUCUUGUUAGAAUUUGCAAAGUCUGCAAAUGUGAAACAUUACAGAGAGUUAUUGAGAAAGAACUGAUUCAUCAAAAAUAUGCAGAAUACAAAGCACUGAGAGAUGUCGACAGCUCUCAGAGACGGUUUAUUUUACAAGGUUUGUCCCUUCCUGAGGAAAACCGACUUCCUGCUGCCUUGCACAGAGUUCUUCAAAUUUCCCUUGCUAAUUCCACGAGCUGUGAGGACCAAGAUAGUGGUGUGGAUAAAUUAGUAUCUUCUGUUGAUGCCAUGCAUAUUAAUGAAUCCAUGGAUGAUCUUUCGGAUGUGUGUGUAAAAGUUAAUAAAAGGAUUUUUCGAUGCCAUCAAGUGGUCUUAGCAUCCAGGUCAGAGUACUUCAAAGCCAGAUUAUUCCAUAUGAAGGAUUUUCUUGAAGGGAAAGAUGGGUUAGCUGGUUAUACUCUUCACUGUCUUGAAGAACAGGAUCUUAGCAUGGGGGCAUUUGAGAAAAUGAUCGAGUAUAUGUACACUGAUGGUUUGAGGGAUAUAGACCCAGAUCAGGCAGAGGAAAUGUUCGAUGCUGCUUCAAGAUAUUUAUUAUUUCCUCUUAAGCGUGCAGUAGCUGAUGUACUUCUGCCGCACCUAGAAAUGGUCUCACCUGCUGAACUGUGUCAUUGGCUGAUAUUGUCGGAUAUGUAUGGUGUUUUGAAGAUAAGAGAGUAUUGUCUGGAUAUGAUUGCUUGCAACUUUGAAACUUUUGCUGAUACACGUGAGUUCAGGGCGAUGCUUUUGUUGCUUCCACCACCAUCUGGAGAUUCUUCUCUUCGCACAACUGUUCCAAGUGCUCCAGGUGCUAUGGUGAAUACUACUGACCAAGGAAAUCUUCUUGAUGAUUUGCGAGAUAAAUGGCUUGAGGUUGAAGCUGCUGAGCUUGAUAAAAGAGAUGAGAGUGCAUUGCUUUUUGACAAGCGCCUUGAAAUGCUUAUGCUGUUGGCAGAACAAGAGAAGUCUGAUACCCUGGCUGAUGAUGUUCACGGUUGCCCUACGUGAACUGCAUUUCUACCUGCCCCUUCCCUUACAAUUGGCACAGCCUGCAAAGCAAGCCUGCUGGACUGAAGGAACUUAUAUAUGGAGGAGCAUGGGCUGGACAUUGAACAGGAGUGAAGCUAAGCCUGACGCCAAGCGGCAAAAAGAAAAGAGAACGUGAAGUACCUUCUAAAUUUUUUCUCAUAGUUGGCACCUUGUAAUUGUGGUAUGGAAAUGGCAGGCAUCUUCAUCAAAUAUUGCUGUGCAUUAAAUGAUGUUUUAAUUUAAAGGGCAAAAGAUACUUUUCUUGGGGUUUGGCAAAAA